AUGAAGACGGCGCGUAACACUGCCGUGGCUUUUACACCAGCAGGAUUAACCGGGGCGGCCGCCAGAGUAGAACCGCGAAUCUACAACAAGCGGCGGCUGCACGACCGUUGGUCCCCGCGUCACCGCCGUGUGACGGGGAUCUUGCCCGAAUGCGAAUUCCUCGUGGAGCUCAAGAAGCGGGAGAACGAGUGCGCGGAGCGCGUGGGCCACGAGAUCAACGCGUCCGUCGCUCGUGGCCUCUACCUGCCCGGCUGCCCCGGCAUGUGGGACAACCUGUCGUGCUGGCCGGCGGCUGCCCACGGAGACGUGCGCUCCGUGCCCUGCCCGGACUUCAUCGCUCUCUUCAAGAAACGAGGCGUGGUGUACCGGAACUGCACGCUCAUCGGCUGGACCGACCCCUACCCCAAAUACGACGAGGCCUGCGGCUUGGACGACGUCAACGAAAAUGAGACGGACGAGAGGUCGUACUACAGGACGGUGAAGAUCACGUACACGGUCGGGUACAGCACGUCGCUCAUCGCUCUCACCGCCGCAAUGCUCAUCCUCUGCCUCUUCCGGAAGCUGCACUGCACGCGCAACUACAUCCACAUGCACCUCUUCAUGUCGUUCAUCCUCCGCGCCAUCUCCGUGUUCAUCAAGGACGCCGUGCUCUUCCCCGAGAACGAGAGCAGCCGCUGCUCCACCGCCGGGGAUGAAGAUGAGUACUUCGAUGACAUGGAGAACAUGAAGCUGGGCUGCCAGCUCACCAUGGUGUUCUUCCAGUACUGCAUCAUGGCCAACUACAGCUGGCUGCUGGUGGAGGGCCUCUACCUGCACACCCUGCUCCUCAUCUCCUUCUUCUCCGAGAGGAAGUACUUCUGCUGCUACAUCCUCAUCGGCUGGGGAGCCCCCGCGAUCUUCAUCGUGCCCUGGGCCCUGUCGCGCUGGAUCUACGAGAACACUGGCUGCUGGGACACAAAUGACAACCACGAGAUCUGGUGGAUUAUCAAGGGCCCCAUCCUCUUCUGCAUCCUCGUCAACUUCAUCCUCUUCAUCAGCAUCAUCCGCAUCCUCAUCAAGAAGCUCAAGUCGCCAGACGUUGGAGGGACCGACUCGAGCCACUACAAGCGUCUGGUGAAGUCCACGCUGCUGCUGAUCCCGCUGUUCGGCGUGCACUACAUCGUGUUCGCCUUCACGCCCGACAACAUGCUGCGCGACUUCCCCAUCGAGAUGAGACUCUACUUUGAGCUGUCCUUUGGCUCCUUCCAGGGCUUCGCCGUGGCGAUCCUCUACUGCUUCCUCAAUGGAGAGGUGCAGGCCGAGCUGAAGCGCAAGUGGCGACGCUGGUGCGUGGACCGCUACCUGUCGGUCGACCUGCGGCAGCAGCACAACUCCACCGUGAGCAACGGCAACAACGGAGCCACGCAGCUCUCGCUGCUCACCAAGUGCAGCCCCAAGACGCGCUCCUCCAGCCUGCAGACAGUAACCGCAGCCCCGGAGCAGCAUGGCGCGAUGAUCAGUGACUGCCGCGUGUAGCCGUCCCGUGGCGCCACCCCGCGUAGUGUCCGUGGUUUCGUAGGGACCCCUGUCGAUGUAUAGCCGUCCGCAAGCUCUGUCGCUGUAGCGACCUCCGGCUUUUAUGGCGCCGGUUUUCCCGCAGAGCGCCGACAGAAACUUCCCCGCGGAAAACGUUUUGCUCGAUCCUUAGGGUGUGGAGGCCUCAGAACACCGGUCAGGAAAACCAGGCGCCGGCCAAAGUUUGCGCGCGCGACGCGUCGUUACUAGUGUUAUGAUGAUGAUUAUUAUUGCUGCUCAACGUCUCCCGGCAGCAAAAGUGUCAACUUUUCUAUUUCUACGGGAGAAUUGCCGUUUGGUCUGAGCGCACCACUCGAGCUUGCGGCUCUUUGUGGUCACGUGGUCGAGGCCGACGUACGCCCAGCGAGAAGGUGGCCACAGUGGCCGUGAUAAGGGGGGGGGGGGGUGGCCAUCCUUCGGAGGAUUUCCAUCAAAAGAUUGUCGCGAUUGAAAACACGGAAGCUGAAUGUGAGCACGCGAGCUGGAUCGAGGCUAAGCGCGCUUGCCUCCCCCGCAACCCCUCACCCUCCCAUCGGCGUAACGUGAGGACUCAUAUGAGGACUGUACUUAUAUAGGGUGAGCUUGUAUCCGGCUUCUAACAUAAUAGGAAUAAUUUACCCAGAUAAACCUCAAUGAGUUCGAAGGCUCUUUCUUUUUUCUGGAGGGUUCUGCAUUGGAAUGUUUCGGGCGAAUUCCAUUGAUGCGUAAUUUUGGCAUACGGAAGGAGUAAUUGCAAACAAAAUCGAAAAACUCUUAUUGCAGUUUAGGGGGUUCCACUCAGCAUGGCAAUCUAUCUUCUCGCUGCCACUCGCCUACAACACGUGGCUAACCCUGGCACACACGUGGCGCAAAUACCGCAGAGUCAUCAAUAUCCGACAAGGUUGGGCGCAUUGAAGACCAUUUGGCCGUAGGUCAUAGCCGUGGAAAUGUGUCCAGCAGAACGCCCGUUGUGUCACGUGGCUCUCUUGGCGAGACUCCACCAACGCCGGCUCGUCUCACGUACGGGGGGCGGGCGGUGGGGAGGGGGGGGCGAGCGGUGGGUGGGGGGGAGUACCCAUCCACGGUUUCGCGCCCGCAAGGUCCGUCGCUCCCGGGCAGCGCGUAUUCCGUAAACGAAAUUAGCACUGCAAAAUAUCCGCCGUCGACGAAAGUGUUUGUGUGGUUUACGGUGACUCCGAUGGGUGGACGAAGCGAUCGAGCGGCGACUACUACGACUACGGCCGCUGCCCUCCAGAGACAAACGCGCGACCACUGAGAUAAGCGUAGACGCUUCUUUGAACACUCUGAAUGAAAGCUGAGACUUAAACUAACUCGAGCCGUGUUCAUCAGCGACUGUGGUGGGGCCUGGAAGACCAGAAAAUGAUAAAUACCCUACACGGUAUGUACGUAUUUUAAACGGUGUACCUCGGUCACUGAUUGGCUGAGCUGAUGACGUUGUGGUGGGGGGAGGGGUGGUGUGGGGGCGGGGUCGCGUGCCCACGUCACAAACAUCGCUCAUCUGACAUUGGACGACACUCUCCCACUGCCUUUGUCGACCAGACCCCCAAAACCAGUGACGACAUGAAAUCCGCAGACCUGCGAUUCGUCUAAAUCUCCACGUGGUCGUCGUUGCCUCGGCAAGGACUGUGAUUCAGACAAAUAAAUAGAACGCUGACGAAAUGUCCGCCGCUCCCGUCGAGGGGGUCGCCCAGUGUCCUGAAUGCUUUGGGCUCAAAACCGCGUUCAUGAAAUGGUCGGCGAUGGGGGGGAUCGCCCCUCCCCGCCACCCUCUCCCCAGCAGUGCUUUCGGACGUAGCCCGAGUUCCGGUGGUCGCUUGUAGACCGCUGCGUAGGUUUCCUUGCGGUCGCGCCGUUUACGGCUCCCCGAUUGUGUUUUUACGCUUGCGCUGCGUUUGCUGACGUUGGGCACGACGGCGGUGCGACGGUUUAUUUUUUUGCUGCCGCUCCGCGCUCCCUUCGGGAACCGAACGUUCCCUCGUCCGCGUGCUCGGGAUGUUCGCCGACUCAAAGUCUCGCUCUUCCCGGCGCGCGGAGCGGUGAAACGUCGGGCAGCAGUGGUGCCGAACGGCGCGCGACCCCGAGUGGGGGGGGGGGUGGGCGUUGGUUUGGGGGUACGACCCGACAACAGGCCGGAGGGAGGGCUCCCUUAGACUCGCACGUGCGCGUGCGUGCGUGUUCACCUACAAAGUGUUUUUUGUAACCAAAAGCCCUGUGGGCGAGUGGGCGAUGGGGAGGACGAGGAGGAGCGCCUGUGUCGUUCACGAGUCGGUUCGAUAGAAUGCAGCGGGAGGGUGGGACGGUUACAGGGAACCCACCUCUGGCUUGAGAGGGGUCGUUUGCUACUCGAUAUUUGUUUUUUUGUAAGUAAAAAAAACUGUCCGUAUACGAAUGCCGAACUGUUCACGUGUUAACUUGGAGGUUUUUUGGAGCGCCGCAAUGUGAUGUGUACUGCGCGUGACUUUCAGCUGUAAGCCAGUUGAUCAAUAUAUGUGAUGUGUAUCACGCGUGACUUUCAGCUGUAAGCCAGUCGACCGGUCUAUGUGGUGUGUACCGCGCGUGACUUUCAGCUGUAAGCCAGUCGAUCGAUCAAACUUAUCUAUCUGCCGUCUCUUUUUGUUACCCAUUGCCCGCAAACACCAUCCCAUUGCACAUUUCUGUUACGAGGCCACGUCAGUGGCGAGCGUGGCGAGGUUGGUCAUCGUUUGCGCGCGUCGCAUUGCUCCCCACGAGCUCCACCCAGCGGGUCGGACCUGUGUCAUUCGCUCUGCUGCAGGUCAUUUCUUGUAUCCGAGGCUUAAAAUCAGUUUCGAUGUCCCUACGCGGAGACUGCAAUCGUCCCCCCCCCCCCCCCCCCCACUCUGUCCAGCCAUCGGCUUUCGCGAGAAAAAUUCGAUCAUGGCGUUUUGCUUCAACGGCUUGUCCGCUUCAUUCAUUUUGUGUUCGACGGCUUGCAGUACCCCCAACCCCUGCCCCGUGGCUGCACAUGCGGCACCACGUGGUGCCGUGUUAUGAUAAUCGCAAAGGUGGCUAAUAAUGUGUAAUGCGUUCCCGAUCGUGAAUGAGAAACGUUUGGUAUUCGCGCCGUCUGCAGGAGUACACACACUCAGCGCACGCUUUUGUCGACAAAGUGGAUACAGCCAGGGCUGAAUUUCUCACUCGAUAUUCUCCGGAACGCUGCUGGGCUGGCUCGGAGUAGGAUUGUAGAGCUGCAAGGUACGUCCAUCCACAAUUAACCUCGGUUAUCGUCGAUUACUGUACCCUAUGUUCCGAUAAUCUCACGAGGAUAAGAUUAGUAGGAUUACCAAACAAUGUGAGAUUGAUGGUGGCGUGCUCAAAACAAUUCCCCAGGACAGCGUUCCGGACUUUUCGUGUUGAAAUUAAGACUUCUGGUAUGUACCGUAAUUACAUAUAUACAUGUAUCGUAUAGGCAAACGUUUCGGGUAAUUGCCAUGUUAUUCAGAGUGGGAGGGAUAUGCGGACGAGAGCGACGUGCUGAAUAGUUGGAGACAACGCAUUGCACGGUCCCAUGAGCCCAGAGCCAGAUGUCUCACCCGUGUCGGGUACCACCUCAAGUGGCAUCACUUGAGCGGUUCCAAGUUUCUUUAUGCUGGCCAAUAGCCGUGAUUUGUGCGUUAUGACCGUUUGAGACGUGUGGGGUUACCAGGUUAUUGACUCUUGUUAGGGGUAUAAAUACAAUCCGUGCUGGUAACGAUGUUGCUCCCUUGGGGUGGUACCCACUUGCUGCGCUGGCCCCCAUGGACUGAUGGCCAAAUGCUUUCUCCAGCCACGUGUCGCUCCGCAUAUUUUCUGUCUGCGGCGUUCCCCACCCCGCUUUCAAGAAGGAACAAUCGUCCAAAACGUUCCUCUGCUGCCGUGCUCGGUGUCCUGUUGUUGUCCUGUUCCGAGGAGGAGGGGGGGGGGGGGAUGUUUGCCAUUGGCGAUGGUAUCGUCGAGGGUUCGGCUCUCCCGGUCUCUGCGCUGCCUACAGCCCCCACUUGCACUGAUAGGGGGACGCGGCGCGGGCUGCCAUUCACGUCGCCCUGAAUUUUUUUCUCUCGCGUGCGCACGCACGCACGCACGCGUACGUACAGCGGCGAGGGGAAGGAGACUUUCCACUUUAUUUUAUGUAACCCAGGUGCGAACUGCCGGAGACCAGGACGCGAGUCGCGUUUGCAAGAGCGACCUUUUGGGCCCAUUGCUUUGCCGGGAGGGGGCCGACGGUUGCUGCUGCUGCUGCUGCUGCACGUGGUGUAAUCCCAACCGAGUGUAUUUUUGGACUUUUUUUCUAAAAAAAAUUUCACAUUUGGACGCUGACGCCGACACGCCAUGGACGGCCUACUCCUGCGAUUAACGUCGGGGCGGCCCGCUGAAUCCGAACCGUGAACUGCGGCGACGAACGGCAAAUGGGCUACCGCUGGGCCCCUGUUGAGGGGAGGGGGCGGGGCAGGUGUACCAUGUGAUCACUACCAGCGUUGCCACCUUCACAGACUCAACCCGUUAUGUCAUUCCCGUCGGCACGAGGUGUCUUAUGACAACUGUGCAGUGUACCCGGUGAUGAAGUUCAACACAGCAACACUGGCGGUACCGGAUCUCGGUGCAAAUUGAUUCCCGUGGCCACCCGAAUACAGGUGGCAAAUGCCGGGCUGUCUUGGUCAACCAUUCCCUUUGGGUGACCUCAGCUUAUGGUUGCCACCUGUCCAGAUCAAACCCGGAGAGGCAGCAACCCAAGCCACUAUGCAGUGCUGUGAGCACCAAAAGCUGAAGUAAAUAUCAAAUGAACAGGGGCCUGGGUGAAGCACUGAAGGCGGUGGGACGCGGUUUGGUGCGAAUGGCUUGGUUGGGUGGCUUGUUGGAGCGGGGUAGUGGUAGAGAUAUCGAGAGACAGUACUCGUGGCUGAUUGGCUGGUGUGCUUUUGGGCUCGGGCCAUUGGAAUUUGGGCAUCAUUCUUACCAGUGGCUGGUUUGCUAUUGUGGCUAGGGUUAGUGGUUAGAGAUAGUACUGGUGGCUACUGUGGCUAGGGUUAGUGGUGGAGAUAGUACUGGUGGCUGGUUUGCUAUUGUGGCUAGGGUUAGUGGUGGAGAUAGUACUGGUGGCUGGGUGGUUAUUGUGGCUGGGGUUAGUGGUGGAGAUAGUACUGGUGGCUGCAUGGCUAUUGUGGCUAGGGUUAGUGGUUAGAGAUAGUGCUGUUGGCUGGUUUGCUAAUGUGGCUCGGGUUAGUGGUAGUGGUAGCGCUAGUGGCUGGUUUGCUACUGUGGCUUCGGUUAGUGGUUAGAGAUAGUACUGGUGGUUGGUUUGCUAAUGUGGCUAGGGUUAGUGGUAGUGGUAGCGCUAGUGGCUGGUUUGCUACUGUGGCUAGGGUUAGUGGUAGUGGUAGCGCUCGUAGUACACGUGGCUGGUUGGCUAGGUGUGGUUCAGGCUGGGGUCAGCGGGAGGGGUGAGUGCUGUUGUGUGGUCGGCUAGCUGGUUGUUGGUAUCAGAGGUAAGAACCAGCCGUGUGAUUGUCUCGUGUACUCUGCCAACGAGCGGCUCGUUCCUCCCCUGCCACCGCUGCUCGUUGCUCCUCCAUGCGGCUGUAGACUUCUCCGAUUUGUUGUAGACUUGUUGUUUUGUAGACUUGUUGUUUGGUAGACAUCUUCUUGUGUAGACUUGUUUUGGAGACUUCUUGUUGACUUGUAGACUUGUUUUGUAGACUUAUUGUUUACUUGUAGACUUGUUGUUUUGUAGACUUGUUGUUUUGUAGACAUCUUCUUUUGCAGAAUUGUUUUGGAGACUUGUUUUGGAGACUUAUUGCUGACUUGUAGACUUGUUGUGUAGACUUAUUGUUGACUUGUAGACUUGUUGUUUUGUAGACUUGUUGUUUUGUAGGCAUCUUCUUUUGUAGACUUGUUUUGGAGACUUGUUUUGUAGACUUCUUGUUGACUUGUAGAUUGUUGUGUAGACUUCUUGUUGACUUGUAGACUUGUUUUGUAGACUUGUUGUUUUGUAGACAUCUUCUUUUGUAGACUUGUUUUGGAGACUUGUUUUGUAGACUUAUUGUUGACUUGUAGACUUGUUGUGUAGACUUGUUGUUGACUUGUAGACUUGUUGUGUAGACUUGUUGUUGAUUUGUAGACUUGUUGUGUAGACUUCUUGUUGACUUGUAGAUUGUUGUGUAGACUUCUUGUUGACUUUUAGAUUGUUGUGUAGACUUAUUUUUGGACACGUGGGGGGGUUUGCACGCUGCGUGACGCUUCCCCGUGAUAUGGUGAGAGAUGUGGCGGGUGGUGUUCAGUUCACUGCAGGCCGUGUCACGCCAUAUUGUUUACCUGCUUGAGUAGAACCCUUAAGGGUGGCAGAUUUGAAAAAAAAAAGUAUUUUAGGUGGGCUGUGUGGGGCGGGCCCCUGAAAAAAUCUUGGGGGGGGGGCAUAUGCCUGCCAUUGUCCAUGCUACGCCGCUGCCUUUGUCGUCACAUGAAACUCGGCAAAAAAAACCCACCUCCCCAGUACUCAACAUGCAUGGCACGCACAAAGCGUAAGGCACGUGCCAGUUCCGAUUCAGAAGCGAGUCGCGGGUUCUGUGUGUGAUAUGGUGAUGGUAGUGGACGGGGGGGGGGGGGGGAGUGAUAAAUGGGCACCGUGUUUGUGUGUGUGAUGAGUGCGUCUGUGAUGGUGAGUGAUAGUGGGGAGUGAUAGUGCAUCGGUUAGCGCGCUGCGCUACGAAACCUGGCGACCCGAGUUUGAUUCCCACUCACAGCCAACUCCGGUGAGGCAUGAUCUGAACCGGUCACGGCCCUCCCCGAGGUUGACUCAAAGGCGUGGUGCUGGCUCACGCCACCCACCCCCUCGUGUGCCGCGCCAGCCUUCAUAGGUACUGCUCGCAAACAGCACUUGCCCCAGCAGCCCGUGUAGGCUAUACGGGGGAUCUUUGCCCUUGCCUUUUGGGGAUGGAGAUGUCUCGGUUGGCUGCCACAGUCGAAUGGCCGCACCUACGGUCAGCAAGAUUGGCUACGUACGAUGCGAAGGAAGUUCAACGUGGGGCGGGAGUAUCCGCCGCAACUGUGAAGGUGUAGAAAAUAUGGAAAUCGGGCCUCACUUUAGUUGUGGUGAAGUAAGGGUUAGUGUCAGGGUUUGGAUGGUUGUACCAGUGGCUGGUUGGUUAGUUGCUUUGGCUUAGAGGGGUAGAGCUAAAACUAGUUUUGGCUAACGUGCUCCACCUCCAAGCCGUGUGCCCAUCCUCUCCAUCGCACCGUGUGCCUUUUCGAUAUUUGGCCGCAUUUCGUUGCUGACGCUUACAGCACACUGUCUGGCUCCUCGAGUGUUCAUUAUCGAGCUCAUGAAUGAUGAUGCGUUGUCAUGGCCUAUGAACCAUUGAGCUGUCAUCGUCUCCGUAAUGGGAAUGGCCUCCACGAAGCAACUCUGAACGUUUGUGGGACCUGCGAGCGUUGAGGCUGCGGGGCAAAACGACAAUCAGAAGCGCUACGUUUGGACCCCUCAACCUGAAUCGGUGAAAAGAUCAUGAACGUUUAUUGCGGUCCGUUCAAGGCGCUCACCGUUUUUCUAUCAUUCAAAUCGAUCCGCUGACAUGAACUGGGAGGUUAGUGUGUCGACAUUUAGCUUCAGAGAUAUUAUAAUGUGCACAUAGGAAUGAUAUCGGUAUACUGUAUGGGAAUGAAUGUCAAUGGAAUUUGUAUAGUGCAAGUUUCAUUUGGAAAUUAUCGACAAAAGUGAGGGUUCGUUUGAUCAAAAAAUGCUUUAGUAUUAUAUUUACGAAUGUUUACCCAGGAAAGUUUCACCGAGUUUCACAGCUCUCUUCCAGUGAGGUCUUGCCAAGUUUUCGCAUUCGGGGGCAAUGAUUGCUGUGUAGAGUCUCAAAUUGAAUUUACUGCUUUGUGGGUCAUUUUUCAAAUUUGGCAAAUUUGGAUCGUGACACCAGCAACACAAUGGGGCCUCCGUUUGCGAGUGACGCCAGGGGAAUCUUUCACGUCCACUGCAAGUUGAAGCAGACGGCGAGUAGUAUUAUUAUUGGUAGGAGAAGUAUUAUGGUUGUUACACCCGCAGCAUUCAUCAGGGUUGGCCGCUGAAAUCGAACCGUGUGAACCUCUGCGGCAAAUCCGACGACGUCCAUGUAUCCGAACGCAUGGCGAUGCAAAACGAUCCGUUCAGAAUCCGAUCCACGACAAAUAACAACAACAAAAAUGGAAUGGUGCAAAGCUUCGUCCGGGCAAACGUUUGUGCGUUUUUUGCCAACUUUUGUUCACCCCCCCCCCGCCACCCCUCGUGACAACGUCUCAUCAAGGCGAACUGUCGGGACAAUUAUAGUGGCUCUUGGUGAAGAUUCAAGGCACCCGCCAAUUUCAGGGGCCUGUAUCCGUCCACCACGUUACACUCGGUGUAAUUGCCCAGUGACGAUUCUGGCCCUCACGUCUGUCUGGUGCGGGCGGGGUCGGCAAACUCUCUUCGAGGACUGCUUCGUGACGUUACGUAACAAGGACCCCACCGUCUCGUGUUCACAUUGCAUUGCGGCUCUUGAACCAUUGAGUUGCGUCGUCGUCGUCGUUGUUGUUGUUGCCGGAUUGGAAUCAAAUGGCUCUUCUUAUUCACUUGCCGACUUCCCGGGUUCUAGUGGGCCACUCUCUCCACUUUGACGCGUUGGUCAACAAAACGGCGCAAAUGUAGCAAUCUCUCGCAAAGCGUUCCUCCCUUGCAGCGCCCCCCCCCCUCCGCUCGGUAACAGCACACGGAGACCGUCGAUGGUUCUCCAACAGCUGUCGCUUCGGGUUGAAAAUGUGAAGGGCGCCGCUGGUCAGGCUGUGCGGGUACCUGCCGCCGAGCGCAUUUCGUGUCUCCUCGUGUGCCCCGGUCCCCUCCUCGCCCCCCCAUCCCCUCUCCCCCAUCCCCUCUCCCCCAUCCCCUCUCCCCCAUCCCCUCUCCUCGAUCCCCUCUCCCCCAUCCACCAUCCCCUCUCCCCCAUCCCCUCUCCCCCAUCCCCUCUCC
Messenger RNA from Lethenteron reissneri (Far Eastern brook lamprey), 10528 nucleotides. Its product is annotated as vasoactive intestinal polypeptide receptor-like. Gene Ontology annotation, cellular component: plasma membrane. Lineage: Eukaryota; Metazoa; Chordata; Hyperoartia; Petromyzontiformes; Petromyzontidae. Gene Ontology annotation, molecular function: vasoactive intestinal polypeptide receptor activity; G protein-coupled peptide receptor activity; peptide hormone binding. Gene Ontology annotation, biological process: adenylate cyclase-modulating G protein-coupled receptor signaling pathway; cell surface receptor signaling pathway. The record is from RefSeq and is a predicted model, not a curated record.